Molecule: messenger RNA, 552 nt
Organism: Amoebophrya sp. A25
Lineage: Eukaryota; Dinophyceae; Syndiniales; Amoebophryaceae
Source: the annotation of a GenBank genome assembly
AUGUGGUCUGCUUGCAGUCGUGUGCGCAAGGAAACGAGGAUAGACCAUUCGAGGCACCGGAGGCAGACGUUACUCGAAAAUGGAUCAUUCGAUAAAAGGAAAGCACAUUCGAAUUGCUCCUCAAUGUCCUCGCCAGAACACAGAGAACGGGCACAGUUGCUUUCUCUAGAACCCGCAAUGUUGCGUUCUUCAGUUGUCGAGAAAAAACCCUGCGGUUUGGAAUUCUACCACCACCGUAAGACAGUAGCAGACAAGCCGAAUCCGCCACAAGGGCGCUACGCGAGUCGUAAUAACCGCUCCGGGUCUGGGUACGCGGACUACUUACCCCAUCACUUCUACGUAUCGGUGCGCAAGAUUCGUGUAGUGCAUUUUUCAGAUGACGGGCAUUCGCAGCCGCCUCUUCAAAUCUCUGAUGUUCGCAGGCGAGAGUGUGUAGAAGAAGAGGUGCACCUUCCACCUCAGCUGGUCGCCGAAAUCGACCUUGGCGUCUCAGCUUUGGAGGUAGCAGCCCUUGGAGGAGAUGGAAAUAGUGGAAAUAGGUUCGUGGACUAA